Molecule: messenger RNA, 1412 nt
Organism: Dipodomys ordii (Ord's kangaroo rat)
Lineage: Eukaryota; Metazoa; Chordata; Mammalia; Rodentia; Heteromyidae
Gene: Tefm
Product: transcription elongation factor, mitochondrial
Exons: 4
Coding region: 53-1132 (359 amino acids)
Biological process (GO): mitochondrial transcription; transcription elongation by mitochondrial RNA polymerase
Cellular component (GO): mitochondrial nucleoid
Molecular function (GO): nucleic acid binding; DNA polymerase processivity factor activity
Source: RefSeq, a predicted model, not a curated record
CAGGAAGUGGCGGGAGGUUGAGCGGUGGGACUGGAGUAAUGCAACUUGGAAGAUGAGCCUGCCGUGUCUCCUCCACGCGGGAGGGAGGUGGAGAUGCUUUCCAGUCCUACUUCAGUCAUCCUUAUCUCAGGCCCUACAUAGUUUCUGCUAUCGGAAAAAAUCCACUCUACCUGAGCAAGUUAUUCCCAGUGUUGCUGCUUGUGAUGAAAAUGCAAAGCAGUUGGGAAAUACACUUGACACGCUCUUCUCUGCAGAACAGCAAGCUUCUAUCUUGCAUGUACUGAAUACAGCAUCUACUAAGGAACUUGAAGUUUUCAGAUUGCUUCGUGGAAGAAAGUCCAUCAAUAUUAUUGCACACAGAGAAAAGUUUGGGCCAUUUCAGAAUUUGGAGAGUUUGAUAAAUGUGCCCUUGAUCCAGUAUAAAACUGCUUUUCAAGUUUGUAACUCCAUUCUUUGUCCAGAGACCAGAAAGGAAAAAAGAAAUUUACAGGAAAAACGGCAACUUGGAAAACUCAUCAAACCAGAUGUAGAAACAGAGAGACUUAAGGCAGUUAAUAGUAUCGUAUCUAUUGUUUUUGGUACCCGAAGAAUUGCGUGGGCUCACCUUGAUCGUAAACUGGCAGUGCUGGACUGGCAGCAAAGUGACUGUUGGAAGUUGACAAAUAAAACAUACCCAUCAUCAUUCUAUUUAGAACAGAUAUCUUCAGUCAUUUCAAAGAUGCCUAAAGCAGAUUUCUACGUUCUAGAAAAAAUAGGCCUUUCCAUGCAGAACUCCUCUCUGUUUCCUGCACUGUUACAUUUUCAUAUCACGGAAGCUAUGCUGUACGCCCUAUUAAACAGAACUUUUGCCCAGGAUGGACAGCACUGUGUGCUGAGCAUGCACCGCAUUGAGGUGGGCAAGUACUUCCAACUGAUGAUUGGCUCCACGCGGACCAGUGGGAAGGAGCUGGUGAAGCAGUUCCUGUCCAACUCUGUGCUGAGCGAGGCGCCACGCGUGUUCUUCCCACCGGACAAAAUAGUGGGCUACAGAUACAUGUUAUCUUCGGGCACACACAGGCAGGAGGAAUUGUACGAUUCCUUACUACAAGCUGUGGCCUUCUUUGAGCUAGCAGUUUUUGACACUGAGCCUUAGACCUCUGAGGUGAUGCAGAUGCUGUUAUUAGCUUAAUUUAUCCUAAAGUCAUGAAACCAGCUGUACUAAGGAACUAUAUUAGUAGAGAAGAAAACAUUUUGUAUGUGUGUGUGGUUGGUGGCUUGAACUCAGGACCUCUUGCUAGGCAAGUGCUAUAUAACUGAACCAUGCCUCCAGCUCUUUUAAGUGCUUUUGUGUUAGUGUAUGUGCUGGAACUGGGGGUUGAACUCAGAGUCUAGGUGCUGUCCCUGAGCUCUUUGCUCAAGGCUAGCGUCCUAUC